CCUGAUCUGUGCUUAGCUUGGUACCACAUCUUGAGGUUAGAGGUUGUCAACUUUCUAGAACGUCACUUGAGUAUGAGCUUCUCAGUCCACAUCAACAAAUUUCAUCAAUAAAUAUGAAGCUGUCUUCGAGCUUUCUUUUGCCAUUACUGGCCAGUACAGCUUGUGCCGCAUCAGAUUCCGCCCGUGCUUAUAUCUUCGAAAGCCAUCAAUGGCCAAAUAACUUAGCAUCACCUCCAGCUCUUUCCCCCAAUGAAGCACGACUCGUCCUCGCACAACGAUUAGGUGUAUCACAAUUCCAUGAUGUUGGGUCGGUUGAUACUAAUGUCAUUAAUCAUAUCAACAAGUUUGGAGGACAAGGACAGCUGAAAUCCUUGUUCAAAGAUGCGCCAAAGGAUAGGGCAGCUGAGUUGGUUAUGAUUAUUGAGGGUGUAUCAGAAGAGACGGCUGCGCCACUAUUAAAUGCUUGGUCUUCUAUCAAACCGGCAUUCACAAUCUCAAAUCCACCCUCAGUUAGGACGACCCAAAAGUUAGCAGAUGAUUUGGAGCUUCAGGUCGGUGGAGCAAAGAAAUGCACACUUGACGAUGCUAUCAAUCCAUUCGCAGACAAAUGUUGGAAUGGAAAAUCGAAGAUCAUGCACAUUGACUUGAAUAGGCAAUCAAAGGUAUGGGUAAUGCGCUAUCUAUACAGGGACUGUCUGGCUAAUAAUGGGGUAGAAUAAGGAUUUCAUCAAUACAUCUUUCGAACGAUUAACCAAAUUCGCGUCUAAAGCAGAAAUGAAUGUACUCGUCAUUCUUAUGCCUGAUUCCCGCAGAGGCAGUGGCUCUUAUGGCUCUUACGUUCGACCUUCGCAAAAGAAGCUCUCCAGCAGACAACAGUUCGAAGAACCGAUGUCCGAGUUUGUCGGCCAUCAAGUACAGGAAGCACCCAGUUCCAAUUCUUCCUAUAAGAACAAUACCUUCAUAAAGACAACACUCCCUGUCUGCCACGCCUCUUUGGAUUCCUGUAUCUCAUCUACAAACAACUGCUCGUCAAUGGGUGCUUGCUACAAAAAAUUCACGUCCCAAUCCGGUGAUUGUUUUGCCUGUAGAUGCGGUGCCGAUUCUGGCCGUGGAGGAUCUGCUUGUCAAAAAAGAGAUAUCAGUGGUCCUUUCUGGUUGAUCUUUAUCUCCAGUCUCGUUCUAGUCGGGCUUGUUUCUUGGGGAAUUGGCAUGUUGUAUAGCAUUGGUGAUGAAAAAUUACCUGGUGUUAUUGGUGCUGGUGUUUCUUCCAACAAGGCGAGAUAAUAAUUUAUGAAUUCUAGAAUAUAUGUACGCUAGGGUUGAAGACUGGAAUUUGAGGGCUUGCAUUUGGUCAUGGUUGGCGUUCACACGAAGAAGGGAGAGAUGAAGAAACCUGUAUUAGUUUGUUUGGGCUGUAUAGUGGCCGGUGUACAGACACGGGCUUGUCACUUAUUUAUAGCAAUGAAAUUUUAUUAGAAUCCAUAAACCUUUCGAG
Molecule: messenger RNA, 1495 nt
Organism: Sclerotinia trifoliorum
Lineage: Eukaryota; Fungi; Ascomycota; Leotiomycetes; Helotiales; Sclerotiniaceae
Source: the annotation of a GenBank genome assembly